Cricetulus griseus (Chinese hamster) is the source of this 4279-nucleotide messenger RNA. NCBI's taxonomy places the organism in Eukaryota, Metazoa, Chordata, Mammalia, Rodentia, Cricetidae. The record is from RefSeq and is a predicted model, not a curated record.
AUGGCUGAUGCGUUCCUGGCCUUACAACCUGUGUGUUCCUCUCUUUCUCCCAAUGCAGUUAACAAGCACAAGCCAUGGCUUGAGCCCACCUAUCAUGGGAUAGUCACAGAGAACGACAACACGGUGCUGCUGGACCCCCCCCUCAUCGCCCUGGAUAAAGAUUCACCACUUCGAUUUGCAGAGAGUUUUGAGGUGACAGUCACCAAAGAAGGUGAGAUUUGUGGCUUUAAGAUUCACGGGCAGAAUGUCCCCUUUGAUGCUGUGGUGGUGGAUAAGUCCACGGGGGAGGGAAUAAUCCGCUCAAAAGAGAAGCUGGACUGUGAGCUGCAGAAAGACUACACGUUCACCAUCCAGGCCUAUGACUGCGGGAAGGGACCAGAUGGCACUGGGGUGAAGAAAUCUCACAAAGCAACCGUUCACAUCCAGGUCAAUGACGUGAAUGAGUACGCGCCUGUGUUCAAGGAGAAGUCCUACAAGGCGGCCGUGGUGGAAGGGAAGCAACAUGGCAGCAUCCUUAGGGUGGAGGCCGUGGACGCAGACUGCUCCCCGCAGUUCAGCCAGAUCUGCAGCUAUGAGAUUCUCACCCCGGAUGUGCCAUUCACUGUGGACAAAGACGGUUAUAUUAAAAACACAGAGAAGCUGAACUAUGACAAAGAGCAUCAAUACAAACUCACGGUCACGGCCUAUGACUGUGGGAAGAAGAGAGCCACGGAAGAUGCCCUGGUGAAGAUCAGCAUUAAGCCAGCUUGCAGCCCUGGGUGGCAAGGCUGGAGCAACAGGAUUGAAUAUGAACCCGGCACGGGUGCUUUGGCUGUCUUCCCAAGCAUCCAUUUGGAGACCUGUGACGAGCCUGUCACCUCAGUGCAGGCCACAGUGGAGCUGGAGACCAGCCACAUCGGGAAAGGCUGCGACCGAGACACCUACUCUGAGAAGUCCCUUCACCGGCUCUGUGGGGCUGCUGCCGGCACCUCAGAGCUGCUGCCUUCCCCAAGUGGUUCCUUAAACUGGACUGUUGGACUCCCCACUGACAACGGUCAUGACAGCGACCAGGUCUUUGAGUUCAAUGGCACUCAGGCCGUGAGGAUCCCAGACGGUGUUGUGUCCCUUGACCCCAAAGAGCCCUUUACAAUUUCUGUGUGGAUGCGGCAUGGGCCUUUUGGCCGCAAGAAGGAGACGAUUCUCUGCAGUUCAGACAAAACAGAAAUGAACCGGCACCAUUAUUCACUCUAUGUCCAUGGGUGCAGACUCGUCUUCCUCCUCCGCCAGGACCCGUCUGAGGAGAAGAAAUACAGACCGGCAGAGUUCCACUGGAAGUUGAACCAGGUCUGCGAUGAGGACUGGCACCACUUCGUCCUGAAUGUGGAAUUCCCAAGUGUGACACUCUAUGUGGAUGGCGUUUCCCAUGAGCCAUUCUCUGUGACAGAGGACUACCCUCUUCAUCCGACUGGGAUAGAGACUCAGCUUGUGGUCGGAGCUUGCUGGCAAGAGUAUUCAGGAGUCGAAAGUGGCAAUGAGACUGAGCCUGUGACUGUGGCCUCUGCAGGUGGUGACUUGCACAUGACACAGUUUUUCCGUGGUAACCUGGCUGGCCUCACAAUCCGUUCUGGGAAACUGGCAGAUAAGAAAGUGAUUGACUGUCUAUACACCUGCAAGGAGGGGCUGGACCUGCAGGUCCCCGAGGAUGGUGGCAGAGGUGUGCAGAUCCAUGCAAGCUCCAGUCAGGCGGUGUUGACCUUGGAGGGAGAUGAUGUCGGAGAGCUCGAUAAGGCCAUGCAGCAUGUUUCCUACCUGAACUCGAGGCAGUUCCCCACACCCGGCAUCCGCAGGCUCAAAAUCACCAGCACAGUCAAGUGUUUCAAUGAGGCCGCUUGCAUUGAGGUGCCGCCAGUUGAAGGCUACGUGAUGGUUCUGCAGCCAGAAGAGCCCAAGAUCAGCCUGAGUGGGGUCCACCACUUUGCCCGGGCUGCUUCUGAGUUUGAGAGCCCAGAGGGUGUUUCCCUCUUCCCUGAACUUCGAAUCAUCAGUACCAUCACCAGAGAAGUGGAGCCUGAGGGGGACGGGUCAGAGGACCCCACAGUUCAAGAGUCCCUGGUGUCAGAAGAAAUUGUACAUGACCUGGACACCUGCGAGGUCACAGUGGAAGGGGAGGAGCUGAACCCAGAGCAGGAGAGCCUGGAGGUGGAUAUGGCCCGCCUCCAGCAGAAGGGAAUUGAAGCCAGCCACUCUGACCUGGGCGUGGUCUUUACAGGUGUGGACACCAUGGCCAGCUAUGAGGAGGUUUUGCACCUCCUGCGAUACCGUAAUUGGCACACCAGGUCCCUGCUUGACCGGAAGUUCAAGCUCAUUUGUUCAGAACUAAAUGGUCGCUACCUCAGCAAUGAAUUCAAGGUGGAGGUGAAUGUGAUCCACACAGCCAACCCUGUGGAACACGCUAACCACAUGGCUGCCCAGCCACAGUUCGUCCACCCUGAACAUCGCUCCUUUGUUGACCUGUCUGGUCACAAUCUGGCCAGUCCUCACCCUUUUGCCGUUGUCCCCAGCACAGCAACUGUUGUGAUUGUGGUGUGUGUCAGCUUCCUGGUCUUCAUGAUCAUCCUGGGGGUGUUUCGAAUCCGAGCUGCACACCAGCGAACCAUGCGGGACCAGGACACAGGGAAGGAGAAUGAGAUGGAUUGGGACGACUCUGCCUUGACCAUCACCGUAAACCCCAUGGAGACAUAUGAGGACCAGCACAGCCCUGAGGAGGAGGAGGAGGAGGAGGAGGAGGAGGAGAGUGAAGAUGGGGAGGAGGAGGAGGAGAUUACUAGUGCCGAGUCAGAGAGCAGCGAGGAGGAGGAAGGUGGCCCUGGGGAUGGUCAGAACGCAACCCGACAGCAGCAGCUCGAAUGGGACGACUCCACGCUCAGCUACUAAACACACGCCUUGACACCUGCUCUGCAGAACUCUCUCCUAGCCAUCUCCCAGCCCCACGGGUCCACGAUGUACAAAAUCAUUUUGGCCAGCAGGUCUGCAGACCCCUCCCCCCAUCGCUGAACAUCGCCUGUGCUUGGUGUGGGACCAUAGGCUCCGCCCCCUGCCCGCCCCGCCCAUCACACGUGCAGUACACAGUACACUAGGAGCUGGCACUUCCUCCCUGGCCACAUCUGGGUGCAGUGGCCCACAUGUGGCUGUAGUCCCCCAUCAGUCGGGAGAGGACACCUCCAGCUUCCAGAAGCUGCAGUGGACUUGCUGACAAAGGGUAAAAAUUCACUCCCACCCGGUAAUCAUUUUUCUUUAUUCUUAAAAGUUUUUAUUUUUUUCCGAACUAGUGCAUGUAUAAAGUGGGAGAAUGGGGGUUAAUAUGUAGAUGACCAACUGACUUUUUAAUAUUUUGUAAAUAAAUUGGGAUUCUGUGUCCUCUGUGCUAGUAUAGUCCAGGACAGGAAUGUAAAGUGGAGUUAUCAACGCAGGCCCAGGAGAAACUCUCUCCUCUCUUCCACCUUUCUCACAAGAAACCAGGUUGGAGAGGUCCAAGCCACUGUGGCCCUUGCUGGGGUCUCUGUACAGCCAUGUGGCCAGGGGCCACAGGCUUCCAGUGCUGCUUGGGAGACCAGACCUGAGCACCCUGACCACAGUGGAGGCUGGAAAGAGCCAGGUAGUUAGUUGCCACAGUCCCUGGCCUCUCAUACACUCCUGUGACUGGAGGCACCUCGCUGUGCAGCCUUGUGGUUUCUGCUUAUUAACUGUGUCUCCCUGUUGGUGAAAACGUUCAGCUCAGGGGAAAUGACAGCAAUUCUGCAAGACAGUCAGGUUCCUUGAUUUGAAGACAGGCCUGAGCAAGUCUACACUACAGCAUCCAAAAGGAGAGCCUGAGGCCCAAAGACAAAGUGCUAGAAUGUUCCAAAACAGUCUGUUUUCUCUCCUCCCCAGAGGCCCCAUGGGAUGCCCCCUCACUGUCAGGGUGUGGGGUAAGACCCAAGCUCCAGGAGCUAGGAGUCUUGCUGCUUGGUGGCAAGGUAGGAUACAGCAGUCUAAACCCACACAGCACUCAGCUUGUCACUACAAUCACGGUUGAGACUUCUCCAGCGGGAAAUCUCUGGCCCUCGCUGCUCGUCUUAAGGAUGCUGACGGCGGUGCUGUCUGUGGCCACCCUCCCAUGUCCUGUCCCUGUAGCUGUUCUAUUAGAUGGUGGAAAGAGACUAAUGUGGAGAGGGACAUUUUCAUGUGCAGUGUCUGUCCCCUUUAAGAUGUGUAGGUCAGGAAAUGUAUGCACUAUAAUAAAGUUCUGGUUCUAACUCUA